GAUGUUCUAAUCAAACCAAAAGUCUCAAUUAGACAAUAAAUUCCUUCGAAAAAACGUUUCAUUUAUGUAGAGGAACGUAUUUAUCAUAUUGAUACGCUUAUUUUGAAGGUAUCACCCAUUCUAACAAGAUGUCAGCUAAAUGUCUUUCGUUUGGCCCUGCCAAUGCACACAUCUUACAAAGCAAAGGGCCAGAUUCAGACCUGCAUAAAUUUUACAUCACAGAAUAUUCCACCAAUUAUGCCCACGAAGGGUACAUCCCACGUGUUGGGAAACAUCAAGGGACUGGGUACAAGUCAAAUUUCCGUCCCGGGGUAUACUACAGCAGACGCCUGGAUGAGCUUGACAAUCCAGCAAUGGGGCGACUAGUUGCUGACAACUAUGCAUCAGUAACAACAAAACAUUUCCUGCCUGUUUGUGGCUCAAAUGGUAGAGAUCCAUUUGCAAGAGAGAUGGUGAUGCGCUCAUCUGGAUUUAUAAAAGAAGUACCGGUGACCAUUCCAAGAUCACAUGAGGUUUCAAGUGUGUUUGUGAAUAAAUCAUACCCUAAACAAGUUCCAUAUCUACAAAAAAUUCAGCCAAAAGAUCCAAUAUCUCUAGAAAACCUUGGACAUGGUCCAAGAUAUAUGUCAACAGAGACUCACUCAAGAUACCAUGCAAUGCCUAAUAUGCACAUAAACACAUCAGGAAAGACACUUGGAAGAAAAGAAGGUUCUGGAUUUACGCAUGCGUACAACGACGAACCAAUCACACAUCGUCCAAAAGAUGCUCAUGACACCACAUAUCAACUCGUUUCGUUGUCACGACCAACGGGAAUGAGUGUUAUGAAGACGUCAUUUUUACCUUCUGUGUUCUGUGAUGGUAAAGAAAGAUUGCCAGUAUUGCCUCGCAAUGCUGAACGCGCCACUGGAUUUACGAGAGAAGCUAUGGGCAAGCCUGCUUUUUAUAUACCGAAUAAAGAAAAGAUUUUUACGGAAUUGAAUGAUGUCCCACCUUUGGUGCAGGAUCGCAUACGAAAGGGGCAUCCAACUGAAUACUUGAAUUUGACAAAUCCAAAUAACAAAUCCAGUAUCACAAGUAAAACCUUCACAGGCCUGCAGCAGAACCACCCAAGCUUGGCACAACGUCUUGGCAACAGUACAAUUGGAAACAAGGAGCUAACAGGCUUCACAGAAAAUAACUGCCAAUAUUUUGAACAUUUUGAAACUCCAGCGACGCUGAGUCGCUUCAAGACACAUUAUGAUGUCCAGUUCCAAGACAGGAAUCCAACAGGCGAUGCUCGGUUUGGUCGGACCGAUGGUCACGUCAUGUCAUUGCCAUUGGAUGGCUUCACAAAAUCAACCAAGGUGAAUGACUUUGGCCCGGAGCUUAAUACGACAGAACGAAUACAGGAUUUGGAACCAUAUGUCGCCAGAAGUAUCAAAGCACGUGAUCCACUGUUUGAUGACCACACCCACGAUGCAAAACGUCAUGUGACCAAGUAAAUGCACACGUGAUCAAGUAUCAAUGGCAGCAAGUUAAAGAAAUGAGCAAUUGACGAUAGAAAAGUGAAGAACUGAACAUAGUAUAUAUGCCAUAACAUAGUAUAUAGAGAAAACAACUGAACGAUAGUAAUAAGAUCUUCAAUUUUUUUGUGUGAAAUUUUAUUUCAAAAUUGCGCUAAAAUCAGUUUCUAUAUAAUUGUGGCUAUAAUGACUAAGUAAUAGUGUGAUGUAUACAUGCAUAUAAGCCAGCUGGGGAGUAUUAGUAAAGGUAUAAAUGACAUACGAAUCGGUUAUAUAGCUUAAACUAGUCAUACAUUCCGAGAGACAGGAACGGUAGCCAAUAGACUUUCCCGGCAUGUAACAACUAAACAAAGUCGCGCUCUUAUCAAACAUUUCGCCAUAUAAAUGAAUAUUUGCUUACGCUUAGUUUCAUUUGAUCAUUAUGACCGAACUUAAGAAAGACAACGCAAUGAAAUUGAAGUUACAGAGGAAAGCAGAGCGAGAAUCCUUUUUGCUCUUACGCUAUAAAUAAAUGUCCUUUCGCAUCUACCCUUGCGGCUUGCCUCGUGAUCCAUGCAGGCUUCCUCUCUCCAGACUUCUGCUAGUCAGUUCACAUCCCAAGUUAUGAUUAACAUCCUACUGUGUCUUGGCCCGCAAUGUUUACACACUUAAUCUGUCUUGGCCAACGGAUUAAUAAACGAUACUUAACUGACUGACAGCACGUUGAUUUUAUAAGCCUAUAACCUAUGAAAGCCAUUCCAGCCGGUCAAAAACCGGACUUCACUAUAUAUAUAGAAAAAAAAAUAAAAACUAGCAUUUUAGAGUGUUGCAAGAACUUUUCAUUCCUAUAGCCAGGCCACUUGGUAGUUAUAUAGACGAUGUAUUUUCUGACAAUACUUAACGACAUAUAAGACUUUAUGGAAACCAAGCAUUAGAGAGAUAGGUCACGGACGGUAUGUCAAUAACUGACAUGCAUGCAGAUUAGCGGCUUACUGCAAACAUCAUACAUUAAUUUUGGUAAGACAUUUGAAUAGCUAGUUUUCAUUUGAUAAGCAAAUUGAGCGAAGCAUCAAUAAAUUAACUUGAAGCCAGAGGCUAAAAUCGAAGACAAGGAAGGAAACUAAGCUUCCAGAAAUAAAAUGGACCAGUCUCAGAAAAAGAGUGAAGAAAAAGUAAAGAUUUCUCGUGAUGGAACCACGAUAUUCAACGAACUAAAGAGAAGGUGCAUACGUUUGCAGGCGGAGAAUUUAAAAUUAAAGACUCAACUUGAGAAACAAGAGGAGUAUCACAGAAAAAAAAAUCACCAAGCUCAACAAGAAAAUAAAAUGCAAAUGGAGAGUUAUCGUAACGAGAAGAUGUUCUAUGAAUUUCGUAUGCUAAGCUUACAAAAGGAAAACCAGAAAUUAAAGGCUAAACUUAGGAGUUACACGGUAAAUGGUUUGCUGGUUGCGGAUGGUCCCGUGACACCACAACAUGCGCCGAAACUUAUUCUGCAAUUACACCCAUUUACACUCUCAUUCAUUUUGUGCUGCCUAAAAACUAUAGCAAAUUACUAGUGUUGGAAAUAUAUAUGCACGUCUAAGGAUUAGAACAUGUUAGUCAAUUAAUCGACUGUUAACCGUGAUAAUUAUCGUAAGGUAGAAGCGUUUCAUUACUUUCAUACUGCGCAGUUCCUGCUAACUCCAGUGUCCUAAGCUACAAUGGCUGUAGUCAGUUGAUUAACAUGCAAUUAAAAAUAUUAUACUUAUACUUGGCAAGCAGCAAAAAUUUGUUUCGUUAUUUAAGCUUAUAGUCAAUAUAGACAUCAGUAAUUUAAUGCUAUUUAUUAACAUCUCAACGGAAUUAGGUGUAAUUCUUCUGCACGAGUAAUCCCCAUGGCAAUCCCAAUAUUGCCUUGUUGGCAGUUUAACUUCUUUUUUAAUUAACUUCCCUUUGUUCAGGUAUGUUUCAGGUAUUUAUGGAAUAGAAUGCGGUAAUCGUGACCAAAUAUUUAGGAUUUUAAGAUAAAUAUUCGUUCGAAGUUGCGUCUCUCUCUCCACAACAUGACCGGAGAUUCCUGAAAUAUUCCAGGUAUAAUUAUGAUAAAGAAAUUCUCCACAAAUAUGACGUCAUUACCGUUGUUAUGGUAACAAUGGUGAUUCAAUAUGACCGACAUUUUACCUACUACGCCAGUGAACGCAAAAACAAGCUCAUUUUUUAUUCAUAAGAUAUUUUUUUAAAAAUAAAAAGUGAUUUUUCCUGAUAAAUUCUUUGUCAGCUCGACAGAAUUUUUUAAAACUUGUUCAAAUUUUCCAUUUAGUGCAAACAUUUAGCAUGUGUAAGAAAUAUCAAGCUAUAUAUAGAGGAAACCAUAUAUAAGCAUAGUUUUAAUUUAUUUUACUGUGCUUUUAUGCCUUGUUGCGUCUUUCAAACUUCGGUAACGUUGUAAACGUUCUGGAUUUUAGAAACUUGUCUACUUUAAUUCAAAUAUCUGAACUCUUGUAAUGCGUUGAUGAACCGGCGUCUUUAUACGCCGUCUUGUCUAGGGUCGACUUUAGAAGUAAUUAGGCUUACUCGGUGUCGGGCAAACAAACACAUGCAUUCUAUGGACUGAUAUGGUCAAAGUAAAGAAAAUUUAAAUAAUUAGUAAAGCAUCGAAACCAACUAUCGAACAACACAAAACAGGGGAUAAAAAAGCCAACUAUGAAAAGUCAACUAAGAAACAACAAUGUUUUAUCUAUAACACCAAGAACUCAGACCUUUUCAAUUUUAGUUCGACCGACAUUCCGAAUAAAGAUCUUCCAUCGUCACGUGGUGUAUUCCGGCACGAAAGGGUCAUAGUUGAUUGUGCUGCAAUGGGGGAUCCUGUCCCGAGCGUCACGUGGACAGAACCUGGCCAGAGACAUUAUGUCACGAAAGAACAACGUGCUGAAUUGAUUAUAGGUUCAUUUGACUUUUCUCAUGAAGGAAACUAUACAUGCACUGCGCAGAACACCUUAGGCAGCCAAGUAACAGCUAUACUAUAAAACUAUGUGAGUGAGCUAGGCCAUGCAUCUUGGCUUUUAGCCUUUUUUACAUUUUCGGAAAAUUC
This is a messenger RNA of Dendronephthya gigantea, 4551 nucleotides long. RefSeq names its product protein phosphatase 1 regulatory subunit 32-like. The coding region runs from base 129 to 1481 and encodes 450 amino acids. The record is from RefSeq and is a predicted model, not a curated record. Gene Ontology annotation, molecular function: phosphatase binding. The transcript is spliced from 13 exons. NCBI's taxonomy places the organism in Eukaryota, Metazoa, Cnidaria, Anthozoa, Malacalcyonacea, Nephtheidae.